UCAACUUCUCUCCCUCUCUUUACUCUAUUCGAACUCUCUAACAUUUCUUACACAUAACAAGAAUGUGUCAGCUAAACUCUUCUACUCUAUCCUGCAAAUGCAAUCAAGACUUCUCUUUCCUCAUCUCCAUCAAAGACCAAGAGCCCAAAAUGUUCACCUCAUUAUUGAUCCCUAAAAGCCCAACAUGUAUACCACAAGAAACCCAGGAACCAGACACCACCAACCUCUCCCUUGCUAUCAGAGAAGCAAUAUCCAUAGCCAAAAUAGCUUUCCCCAUGAUACUAACAGGCCUCUUGCUCUAUCCUCGCUCAAUGAUCUCCAUGCUCUUCCUUGGCCGCCUCGGGGAGCUAGCCUUAGCUGGUGGCUCACUUGCCGUUGGCUUUGCUAAUAUAACUGGUUACUCUAUCCUCUCUGGCCUGGCCAUGGGGAUGGAACCAAUAUGUGGUCAAGCUUUUGGGGCUCAAAAACACCGCCUCCUAGGCUUAACGUUGCAAAGAACAAUACUUCUGCUCAUUGUUGCUUCACUGCCCAUUUCUUUUCUUUGGCUAAACAUGAAAAGCAUCCUUCUUUUUUGCGGCCAAGAUGAAUCAAUAGCCACAGAAGCACAGUCAUUUCUUGUUUACUCCCUUCCUGACCUUUUAGCUCAAUCUUUUUUGCAUCCAUUGAGAAUCUAUCUUAGAACUCAAACAAUAACCUUGCCUCUCACAUUUUGUGCCACUCUAGCUAUUAUUCUACACAUUCCUAUAAACUACUUUCUUGUUACACACCUAAAUUUAGGGACUAAAGGUGUUGCUCUUAGUGGGGUAUGGACUAACUUCAAUCUUGUAGGUUCUUUGAUCAUUUAUAUCCUUGUUUCUGGUGUCCAUAAGAAGACAUGGGGAGGAUUUUCAAUGGAGUGCUUCAAAGAAUGGAAAACUCUCUUGAAUUUGGCCAUUCCAAGCUGCAUCUCAGUGUGUCUUGAAUGGUGGUGGUAUGAGAUCAUGAUCUUGCUAUGUGGACUAUUGUUAAACCCAAGAGCAACUGUUGCCUCCAUGGGCAUUUUGAUUCAAACAACUGCACUCAUCUACAUAUUCCCUUCUUCUCUAAGUUUCAGCGUAUCAACAAGGGUUGGCAAUGAGCUAGGCGCUAACCAGCCCAUGAAAGCAAAGCUUGCAGCCAAUGUAGGCCUUUCUUUGAGCUUCAUUUUUGGGUUUUCAGCUCUAGCUUUUGCAGUUAUGGUUAGGAAAGUAUGGGCUAGCAUGUUCACACAAGACAAAGAGAUCAUAGCAUUAACAUCACUUGUUUUGCCAAUAAUAGGUCUUUGUGAGCUAGGAAAUUGUCCACAAACAACCGGUUGUGGAGUCCUAAGAGGAACAGCCAGACCAAAAGUUGGGGCAAACAUCAACUUGGGAUGUUUCUACCUUGUUGGCACGCCAGUGGCAGUAUGGUUAGGAUUCUAUGCAGGGUUUGAUUUUGAAGGGUUAUGGCUCGGCCUCCUAGCUGCACAAGGGUCCUGUGUGGUGACCAUGCUGCUUGUUUUGGGUAGGACUGAUUGGGAAUCUGAAGCUAAAAGAGCUAAGGAGUUGACAAAUGCUUUGGUUCUUGUUUCCAAUGUUGAUGACAGCCUACAAGUUGAGGAAAAGAAGCCACCGAAUGCUGAAAUCAAGGAGGAUUCCUUACAUUUAUUUGAAGAAUUAGUUAAUCUUUAUAAACCUUUACCUGUUUAACUCAUCCCCAAAAUUUUAUUUCUUUUCCUAAUACUUUUUUGUUUUUAGCUCCCCUUGUCCUUAUAAGUUGUAUAGGAGAAGAAGAAGAGGGCUUUUGAUUCUGUCAUCUUCAUCAAUUUGAACAGGGCUAGGCUACAUACUCAUGUAGUGCUGUACCUAUUAAGAAUUAUACAAAAAUUAACUAAUCAAUUCAAGGUGCAAUGUUU
Messenger RNA from Populus trichocarpa (black cottonwood), 1912 nucleotides. RefSeq names its product protein DETOXIFICATION 49. The transcript has a single exon. Lineage: Eukaryota; Viridiplantae; Streptophyta; Magnoliopsida; Malpighiales; Salicaceae. Gene Ontology annotation, biological process: xenobiotic detoxification by transmembrane export across the plasma membrane. Bases 63 to 1706 code for a protein of 547 amino acids. The record is from RefSeq and is a predicted model, not a curated record. Gene Ontology annotation, molecular function: xenobiotic transmembrane transporter activity; antiporter activity. Gene Ontology annotation, cellular component: membrane.